AUGAACGCUCUGAAUAGUCGGCUGGUCUUCACAACUUCCAUUCCGCUGCCCGUCACCCCCUACAAACCAUUUCCCUACUAUAACUUGGUAAGCUCCCCCCUUGUCCAACUACAGUAAUCCUUAGAGCCUCUUUGUUUAGGAAGUGGUGCAAUGGUCGCUUCUGUUCGGCGUCUGCUUCCUGCUGGGCGUCGGAAUGGGCGCAAACGACGUGGCCGACGCGUUCGGGACGUCUGUCGGCACGGGCACCGUAACCGUCACCCAGGCGUUCAUCCUGGCCACCGUCGUCGAAAUGAUGGGCUCGAUGGCGUCCGGACUGACGGGCAGCUUCGGCAAGUCACUCGAGAUUGUCGACACGAGCUCGUACGCCGACAAUCCCGACGAGCUGGUCAUCGGGCAGAUUGCGAUGCUCGUCGGAUGCUCCACGUGGCUCAUCAUCGCCACGUUCUACAGUAUGCCCGUCUCUUCGAUUCACUCGCUGCUCGGCGCCACGAUGGGCUUCUCGUUUGUGCUGCGCGGAGUCCGUGGAAUCAUUUGGGAACGUGUCGCGUGGGUCGCGUUGGUCUGGAUCCUAUCGCCCGUCGUUUCGGCGAUAUUUUCGAUGAUCACGUUUUUCGUCAUCGAUGUCACCAUUUUGAGAGCGGUGAGUUUUGACGCAUCGUAUCUUUGCCAGUUUUCGAUAUUUUUUGACGUUUAAAAAACGAAUCGAAAGAGAAUUUUAUGCUGAACAGGUUCGUAGUUGAGCAUUUUUCAAGAUAGCGUCUCUAGGCCAAGAUAUACUCAUUUUACUGAGUGCCGUUCAAACAAGACAAAAAUCACGUUAAAGAGCAUGACAUUAUCUAUUAAUUUGUUCUUGCUGACAACUCAAAAAUGUUAAAAAUUGACAAAAAUAUCCGGUUUUCCAGAAAAAUCCCGUGAAAACGGGUCUAUUCCUGCUACCAGUGGUCUACGCGGUCGUGGUCUUCACCAAUGUUCUCUUGUUUCUACAGGAUGGAAGUAGAGGUCAGUUUCAAAUAUUAUCCAUCCGUCUAUAAAUCGACACUUUCAGUGUUCCAUUUCGACGAAAUUCCGCUCCUCUACACAAUCGCCGUCUCUCUCCUGCUCGCCGUUCUUUCCGGAUUUCUGGCGCUCUUCGUGACGGGACCCAUUAUGAAGAGAAGAUUGGAAAGUACGUUUUGCAACCACUCCCCCGCCCCGUUUCGCAACCGAAUAAUCGUCCAGAAACGUCGACGGAGCUGCCGCGGAUCGCCAGUUCGCUUUCGUACUCGUUUCCGAUUCGUCCGCGCGGAUGGUUGCGGAAAGCGGUCUACUGGGCGUUUCCGCCGCUGCGAAACGACGAUCAGAAGGCCGUCCGCCUCUUUUCCUUCCUUCAAAUCAUGACCGCCUGUUUUGCGGGCUUUGCGCACGGCGCCAACGAUGUUACGUAAGUGUUUGGAUGAACAGAUCUACAAUAUCAGCACUUUGCGUGAAUGUGGACACUAUUUUUCGGGCUUGGCGUGAAUCCGAUCAAUUUCAGUCAAGUCUGAGCUCGUCAAAGUACUGAUAUUGUAGAUUUAUUAAAAGUUUCCAAUGGGAGAUCAAAAAACAGCGAAAAACGAGUGAGAAAACGGCAAUUUGCCCUCGGAAAACCACUUCCAACACCCGUAAUCAAAUUUCGGCACAUUAUAAUGAAAACGUCAAAUGUGAUAAGCGCACCUGCAAAAACUUACCUCCAUGCUUUUUGUUCCGCAAAUCUCAGACAAAACACGGGCGGUGUCGCAUGUGAAAACCCUGGAAAAACAAGACGUUUUAAUCAAAACGCAAAAAUUUUUUUAGGAAUUGCGUGGCGCCGAUGAGAGAUUUGAUCAGUAUGUACAACCACGGAUAUCAGGAGGAUAACACCAAGUUGAAUGUGAGUGGGGAGGGGCCACAUGGUGCAUCGGCCGGCCACACGUUGGUCUUUGGGUUAUGGUGCAUCGGCCGAACUGGUGAAGUAAUAUUUUGAUUGCAAUGUGGCCUUAGGGCAUGGUGCAUCGGCCCAAGUCAGUGAAUACUUUGUAACCAACCAGAAUGCCUUUGUUGGUUGCAAAGUGUCCAUGGUGCAUCGGCCGAAACCCUUUUGACCGUCUAGACUCUCUUUUCUUCCGCUUCACAAUAAAGAGGAAAUUAGAAUGGAAAUUAGCAAAAAUAUGCAGAAAAGCGGAAAAAGCCGCAACAGUGUGAUCUAUUUUUGGGUGACUAAUCGAUGCACCAUAGGGAGACAUCUUUUUCAUUGGAACAGCCCGGAACGCAUGCGAAAGUGUUCCCAGUUCCACCGAAUGUGCCGAGUGUCAACCGGAAAACAGAAAAACAAACGGAGUGUUCAGAUCACUGUCUACGUUGGACUAUUGUCCACUUUGGCCGUUCUGCUCGGCAUUUGGACGCUCGGAAUUCGAGUUAUUCGCACUGUCGGAGAGGAUUUCGCGAAGAUGAAUCCGGCCACGUGAGUACAGUAAUACCGUCUACAAAAAAGUGCUGCAAAAUCCCACUUUUCAGCGGUUUCUCCGUGGAAUUCGGCGCGGCAAUCUGCGCCCUCGCCACCAACAUCUACAAUAUCCCGCAGAGCAUGACGCACUGCCUCGUCGGCUCAAUCUUCGGCCUCGGCCUGGUCCGCUCGGGCCCGAUACUCAAAUGGAAAACUGUCAAAUAUGUGUUCUUGUCCUGGAUUCUGACAAUACCGGUAUCCGGGCUGAUAUCGGCCGCUGUGAUGUACCUUUUGCAAGCUGUUCUCGAAUAA
This is a messenger RNA of Caenorhabditis sp. 36 PRJEB53466, 2752 nucleotides long. The record is from the annotation of a GenBank genome assembly. Lineage: Eukaryota; Metazoa; Nematoda; Chromadorea; Rhabditida; Rhabditidae.